AUGACGAUAGACGAAGGGGGUAACCCGGAGGUCAGGCCGUCUGUUCCAUUUGCCGGAGGUAUAUCGUUAAGACAUAAUCAUGCGAUGUACUUAUUGUUCUUUUGUGAGUACGCACCCGACACGUCAACAGCACAACUGUGUUUACUGGGCAGUUACAAAUCUCUCAAUUUGUAUGAGGUAUUUGAUAAGCACGUUCCAUUGUUUAAAUGUAAAAAGCGUUCCUUUCCUUCUUGGUACUCCAAAGAGCUUAGGGAUUUAAUGAAGUUAAAAGAAAAAUUUCAUCAAAGGUGGAAACGUAAUCCCACCCCUGAAUUUUAUUACCUGUUUGCGAACGCUAGGCAAAGGAUUAAGAGAACCAUUUCUAGAGAGUUUCAAGAUUAUAUCACCAGAGCUGAGCGAUCCCUUAAGAAAGAUCCAAAGAGUUUUUGGUCGUUUAUUAAUCAGAAGAAGGGGCAAUCAACCUUACCCAAUUGUGUUCAGUUUGGAGACAACACUUACAGUGACCCGCAUGACAUUGUUGAUGUAUUUGCCCUUCACUUAAUCUAUGUAUUGAUGUUACGAUACGUGAGGAUGCAGUCCGUUAGGCUAUUUCACAACUUAAAAAUAAUUGUGUCUCUGGUGAAGAUCAGGUUCCCAGUUUUCUUAUUAGAGAUUGCGUCGAUCCGCAUAUGGAAGGUCGCUAAGGUGGUGCCUGUGUUUAAAUCUGGGGAUCACUCUCAUGAGCAUAUCUCGAUUUAUCAACAUGGUUUUACCUCUGGUAGAUCUACUCUAACGAAUCUAGUAUGUAUGUCUCAAUAUAUUGCGGACGUGCUCGACAAUAUGGGUCAAUUAGAUGUUAUAUAUUUGGAUAUGUCAAAGGCCUUGGACAAACUUAAACAUAGGACCUUGCUGGAAAAACUAUCGAAUUUUGGUUUCUCGCAGAGGCUGCUUGAGUUUUUUGCAUCUUAUUUAUCCUCUCGUAGGAACUUUGUUCACGACAAUGGUUUCAAGUCUAGUUGCUAUAUUGCUACGUCUGGUGUUCCACAAGGAUCCAUUCUUGGGCCUCUAUUGUUUUUAAUAUAUAUUAAUGAUUUAGUUGAUGUCAUUGAAAAUUCUAAAAGCGAUAUGAACAAGCUGCAAUUCUGGUCUAAGCUUAAUGGAAUUCCGCUAAAUAGAGAUAAAUGUGUAGCAAUGACUUUUAUGCUCUGUGCUAAAAAGUUUGUUUACGAUUAUAAUAUUGAUGGCACUGCUGUUCAGCGAUUCACUACUGUGAAAGACCUCGGGCAGUCGAAUUCGGUCGAAGUAUAA
Zophobas morio is the source of this 1287-nucleotide messenger RNA. RefSeq lists its product as uncharacterized. NCBI's taxonomy places the organism in Eukaryota, Metazoa, Arthropoda, Insecta, Coleoptera, Tenebrionidae. The record is from RefSeq and is a predicted model, not a curated record. The transcript has 8 exons. Bases 1 to 1287 code for a protein of 428 amino acids.